Messenger RNA from Manihot esculenta (cassava), 1694 nucleotides. RefSeq lists its product as uncharacterized. NCBI's taxonomy places the organism in Eukaryota, Viridiplantae, Streptophyta, Magnoliopsida, Malpighiales, Euphorbiaceae. The record is from RefSeq and is a predicted model, not a curated record. The transcript is spliced from 4 exons. The coding region runs from base 155 to 1504 and encodes 449 amino acids.
CACGCUAAUCCUUUUUAAGCUCCCCUUUCAGCUCUCGCUCCCCUCGCCGCUUUUUCUGCCCUCCGAUAACUUCCGCUUCUAAACCCUCACCACCACCGACCAUACGGUGGUGCUUUCCGAUUAUCUACAAAACCCGCCCUAUCCCCCUUUUAUAAUGGCGGCCACUUCUGCCUCAGAAGUGACGGAAGGACCUGUCCUCAGCUUUAUUAACAAACGCCUCCGUGCUCUCCGCAAGAAGUACAACCGUAUCCUCCAGAUGGAAGAGUCCAUCUCUCAAGGCAAGCCUAUCAACAAAGAGCAAGAGGACGUUCUGCGUUCUAAGCCCUCCGUUUCCGCCGCAAUUGAAGAGCUCGAGAAGCUCCGCCAGCCUCUCGCUAAUGCCGUCUCUGAAGAAAUCGCUCUCGCCCUACAACGCCAUCAGCAACAGUCUUCUGUUUCUGAUAAUGCAAUUUCGGAUAAAGAUGAUAGCGAGAAAAGCAAUUACGGGCCCGAUGAAGAAGGCUCUCAAGGGGAAGGUGGUUCCCUGGUGGAGGAUCUGUUGAAUUUGUUGUAUUUUGGGUCGAUGUUCGAUGUGAAGUCGCAAAAUGACUUUACCGCCACCUUGUUGACUCGGACACACGAGAGAGGUUGCUGCUUGACUUACGAUUAUGUGACUGAUGAUGCUACGGAUCUGCUUGGAGAAAGGGAUUUGGACAUGAUUUCCAAGCUUGGCGGGUUACUGAUUUCGCGCCCCGUCGAUUCUAGCUUAUCUCAUAAGAAUGCGUUGCAACGGUGCAUCGAGCAUGCCAAGUUAUGGCUUACCAACUCCGACGAGCCAAUUGAGCCCAGUGCUAACGUUACUUAUGCACAACUGAGGGAGAGGCUGAACAAGAUUAUGGCUUCUGAUUACUUCACGACCACACCAGAGAUGAAAGCUCCAGUGGAAGUGGCUGCAGCUGCUGCUGCUGGAAAUUAUGCGUCCUUCCAGGUUCCUGUUCAUAGAGUUCCUAUCUCUAUGCCAGUCCAAGUGGAAGGCUCUGUUGAGCAGUACGAAGAGAAGGAUGAAGACUCAGCAAAUCUGUUAGGACAUGAAACUAGUGAUAAUCUGUCCAGCCCGGCUGAGGAACUUCAGAAGGAUGAACUGGAGAUUGAAAUUCCAGCGGAAGAGGUCUAUGGUGAACAGGAUCAGGCUAGAUCAUUGGAAGUGGAUCAUAAUCAAAAAGAGGUAGAUCCCAAGGAUCAACAACAUGUUGCUCGAAGGAACUACCAAAACCAACGAGGCGGUCGUGGUGGUGGGAGCCGCAGAGGUUAUUCAAAUGGCCGAGGCGGUCGAAGUAGUGGCAGAGGAGGCGGUGGAUACCAAAAUGGGCGCAGCCAAUAUUACGAACAAUCUGGAAACUAUUAUCCAAGGAAUUACUAUAACAAUCGAGGACGGGGUGGCAGAGGUGGUGGGUACCCUUAUAACAAUCAUGGUUCAGCAGUUCAGGGUGGUCACGGCCAGGCUGAUGUUGGUGUGGCUUCAUGACGUCAUUACUCAUUGGGUGUUUAUAGGGUGCCGUGUUACUAGUUUUCUAGGUGCCAGGUGGGUAAUUAAAAUGGUUUUUAUCUGCUGCUUUGCAUAAGAAACUUCUUAUGAAUGUGGGUUGCUGUCGAACGCACCAACGUAGACACCCUAUUUUUGUAGUUCGUUCAAUGAAGAACUUCUCGUUGAUUUA